This is a messenger RNA of Glycine soja, 649 nucleotides long. RefSeq lists its product as uncharacterized. The record is from RefSeq and is a predicted model, not a curated record. NCBI's taxonomy places the organism in Eukaryota, Viridiplantae, Streptophyta, Magnoliopsida, Fabales, Fabaceae. The coding region runs from base 43 to 330 and encodes 95 amino acids. The transcript has a single exon.
AAAUGGAAAAGAAAAAAAAAAACAAAGUAAGAGGAGAGAAAGAUGGAGAAGCAACAACAACAAGCACCAUCUAAGGAAACAAAGGCACAGAGUGAUGAAUCAGUUAAAGAAAGCAGCACUGAAGGGCUUCCAAUGGAGGAUAGUCCCUAUGUGAAAUACAAGGAUUUGGAGGAUUAUAAGCGUCAGGGUUAUGGUACACAAGGUCAUCAAGAACCAAAGACAGGUCGUGGAGCUGGAGCCACUGAAGCACCCACUCUCUCUGGUGCUGCAGUUUCAUCUGAUGCACAAGUCGCUGCCACUGAUGCCAUUAACAGUAAAGGAGUCCCUUAAUUAUUCACACUUCCUAGAAUAGAUCGUUCCUUUGCUAAUAAGAAAUCGUUUUCUUAAUUUGGGGUGGCGUUUUUUAAAUGUGUGAACAUCUCAGUAAUUUGUAUUAUUAUUACUUACACGUUUGAAGUUUGCAUUUAGCAUAUUGUACUACUUUUAAUUUCUAUACAACACGUUUUGGAUGUUGUCAUAUUGUACUACUUUUUCUAUACAACACGUUUUGGAUGUUGUCAUGUUUUGGUAAGAUUAUCUCAGGAUAGGAUUCUCUUGUAUUUUGUGAUAUAUACCAUGGAUGGAAAUGAUCCCUUUUUCUUUUAUUGUA